Messenger RNA from Aspergillus ibericus CBS 121593, 1322 nucleotides. RefSeq lists its product as uncharacterized. The record is from RefSeq and is a predicted model, not a curated record. The coding region runs from base 72 to 1091 and encodes 339 amino acids. The transcript has 2 exons. Gene Ontology annotation, molecular function: hydrolase activity. NCBI's taxonomy places the organism in Eukaryota, Fungi, Ascomycota, Eurotiomycetes, Eurotiales, Aspergillaceae.
GGGUACAGUUACCUUUCCCUUCAAUCCCCCCCCGUAGAGAAUCUGAAUCCACCAUCUAGGAGCACUUCACCAUGUCCAUUUCCGAUCCCCAACCUCCGUAUCCCCUUCACCCUUCGGUGCAAGACAAACUCGAUCCCGAGUAUGUCGCCUUCUAUAACCAGUAUGUCUUCAACAAGCAGCAGGUCCAUUUGCAGCCCGUGGCGGCGUCGCGAUCGAGCGGGGUCCUGAUCCCUGGGGGUGGACCCGUCCUGCCCGUCGGCCAGACCAUCGAUCUUCGCAUUUCGCGUCGUGCCACCGAGGGCCCCGAGGUUCCCGUGCGGGUGUUUGUACCAGAGGGCACAGCGCCGUCGUCCGGAUGGCCGGUCAUGCUGUACUUCCAUGGUGGGGGAUGGGUACUGGGCAACAUUGACACGGAGAAUCCGGUCUGCUCGAACCUGUGUGUGAGAGGGCGGUGUGUGGUGGUGACGGUGGAUUAUCGUCUCGCCCCCGAGCAUCCCUGGCCGGCUGCCGUGCACGACUGCUGGGAAGCCCUCCUGUGGCUGAUCUCGCAAGGACCCGCGACGCUCCCCCUCGAUGUCAGCAAGCUCGCGACCGGGGGCUCGUCAGCGGGCGGAAACCUCGCCUGUAUCAUUACACAAAAAGCCCUGACGCUGUCGCCGCCCGUCCGCUUCCAGGCCCAGCUACUCUCGGUGCCGGUAACGGAUAACACGGCCGCGGUGGCCACGAACCAGGCCUAUCGCGAGUACGAACACACCCCAGCUCUCCCCGCAGCGAAGAUGCUUUGGUACCGCAACCAUUAUCUGCCGAACCCGGCGGAUUGGAAUCACCCCGAGGCAAGUCCCUUGUUCUUCACCGGUGACUGGUCGGCCCUGCCCCGGGCCUUGGUCAUGGUGGGUGAGCUGGAUGUGCUCCGCACCGAGGGGGAGGAGUAUGCGGAGAAGCUGAAGAACGCAGGCGUGCCAGUCGACCUGCAGGUCAUGAAGGGCAUGCCGCAUCCCUUCCUGGCUAUGGAUGCCGUGUUGAAGGAGGGGAAGAGAUCCAUUACCUUGAUGUGUGAUUUGCUCAAGGAGGUGUUUUGGACCAACCCUUAAGAAUUUAGAUAGGUUGGAACAGGACGUAGCUAGGCUAUCUACUUUGGAACCAUCCUUGGUCAAUACCUGAAUCUUUGCCUAGUCUCCCUUUCCUCCUAUAAGCGAUAUGAAGUUUCAUUUCCUCAUUGCUAUUGCGAAUUAGAUAAUUCUUUUGCUUAGAUACUUUUAUACUUCAAAGCUCAGAUUAUCUUAUCGACGAUAUGACUAGGAACCGUAAUAAUUCAAUGCAUU